AUGGCUGAACAAAUCCCCAAGACUCAAAAGGCUAUGGUCUUUGAAGAAAAUGGUGGUCCCAUUGAAUAUCGUGACAUUCCUGUUCCUAAACCAGCCUCGGAUCAAAUCUUAGUCCACGUUUUAUAUUCGGGUGUUUGCCAUACCGAUCUCCAUGCUUGGAAAGGUGAUUGGCCUCUAGCCACCAAAAAGCCACUGGUUGGUGGACACGAGGGUGCUGGUGUUGUUGUCGCUCUUGGUGAGAAUGUGACUAAUUUCAAGGUUGGCGAUUAUGCUGGUAUCAAGUGGUUGAACGCAUCUUGUUUGGGCUGUGAGUUCUGUCUUAAGGGCAACGAAUCAAACUGUGCUGAAGCUGUUCUGUCUGGAUAUACUCACGAUGGCUCUUUCCAACAAUAUGCCACUGCUAAUGCCAUUCAUGCUGCCAAGAUCGACAAGAGUGCUAAUCUGGCUGCCGUUGCUCCUAUUCUCUGUGCUGGUAUUACCGUUUACAAGGCCUUGAAGGUCUCGGAAGCCAGCCCUGGUGAAUGGGUUGCUAUCACUGGUGCCGGUGGUGGUUUGGGAACUUUGGCCAUUCAAUAUGCCAGAGCAAUGGGUUUUAGAGUAGUUGCCAUUGACAGUGGUGAUGCCAAGGAAAAAAUCUGUAAGGAUUUGGGUGCUGAAGUUUUUGUUGAUUUUAAGAGCUCAGAUCUCAGCAAGCAGAUUGUUGAGGCUACUUCCGGUGGUCCGCAUGCCGUUAUUCACGUUGCUGUUGCUGAAGUCGCCAUCACUCUGUCCACUGAAUACGUCCGUCCCGCUGGUACGAUUGUUCUGGUCGGUCUCCCUGGUGGAGCUUAUGUCAAGUCCGAGGUCUUCACCCACGUUGUUAAGACCAUUAACAUCAAGGGUUCUUAUGUCGGUAACCGUGCUGACACCGCUGAAGCCUUGGAUUUCUUCACCCGUGGCUUAGUCAAGUCUCCAUAUCAGAUUGUCGGUCUAUCUGAGCUCAAUGACGUUUUCAAGAAGAUGGCUGCUGGUGAAGUUGUCGGUCGUUACGUUCUUGAUACCUCUAAAUGA
Sugiyamaella lignohabitans is the source of this 1050-nucleotide messenger RNA. It is a transcript of the gene ADH3, whose product is annotated as alcohol dehydrogenase ADH3. The transcript has a single exon. Bases 1 to 1050 code for a protein of 349 amino acids. The record is from RefSeq and is a predicted model, not a curated record. Gene Ontology annotation, molecular function: oxidoreductase activity; zinc ion binding. NCBI's taxonomy places the organism in Eukaryota, Fungi, Ascomycota, Dipodascomycetes, Dipodascales, Trichomonascaceae.